Anopheles merus is the source of this 1693-nucleotide messenger RNA. RefSeq names its product platelet-activating factor acetylhydrolase IB subunit beta homolog (gene Paf-AHalpha). The transcript is spliced from 3 exons. Lineage: Eukaryota; Metazoa; Arthropoda; Insecta; Diptera; Culicidae. The coding region runs from base 573 to 1250 and encodes 225 amino acids. The record is from RefSeq and is a predicted model, not a curated record.
AAUAGAAGCAGCUGCUUUUCACACAUACACACACGUAGCUUAUGGUCAAGCAAAAGACGAGUCGGUAGAAAGCGAGAAGCGUGAGCAGAAAAAAAGAAAGUGCAACCCCUUUCUGCUAGCAACGAAGCACAGUUCGCUUUCCUUCGCGUACCAUUUUGACUGGCUAGUAUUAGCUCGAAGCAGGUGAAAGUGCGGACGGGCCAAUCCAAGAGUUGUUUUUUUUUUAUUUGUCCUGCAUUUCCCUCCGUUUGUGACGAGCGUUUGCUGUUGGAGGCGAACGUCUUCAACCCCCUCCCCCAACUUCUCCUUGGCUGACCGGAGAAUCAGAGUGCUUGCCGUUUUCUGUCCAGAACCGGAUCGUCGACGCGGCGUUCGCUCGCGAUUGUGUUGAUUUUUGCGCUCAACAGCUCGGUUUGUUUAUUUCGCGUGCGUGUGAUCUGUGCUCCUGCAGAUAAUAGCGAUUUUCGUCUCUGCUGCAUUGCCUUGUUGCGGUGUGUCUGCGCUGCUGUCGACUCGCCCCCGACCAGCCCAGUGUCCGGGAAAAGUGUACGCGAUAGGACGGUACAGCGACCAUGAGUGCGACGACGCUCCCUGCUAUUUGCAAAGACCUGGACGGUGAUGACCGAUGGCUAAGCAUCCACAAACGAUUCGUGGCCGAAUGCAAGGAGAAGGACCCGGACGUAAUAUUUAUCGGUGACUGCAUACUCGAGUCGUUGCAGUUUACCGACUACUGGAACCAGCAUUUUGUACCGAUGCACUGCCUUAACUUUAGCAUACGCACCGACCGAACGCAGAACAUACUGUGGCGGCUGCAGAACGGUGAGCUGGACAACGUGCGCCCGAAAGCGAUCGUACUGCACGCCGGCACGAACAACAUCGGCGACUCGUCGGAGGAGGUGACGGAGGGUAUUCUCGAGCUGGUGCGAACCAUCCGCCAGAAGCUGCCGGAUGUGUACAUAAUACUUCCGACUCUAUUGCCUCGUGGGCAGCAGCCGAACGAGCUAAGAGAUAAAAACGACCAGGUGAACCGAUUGCUGCGCGAACGGUGCAUCGGCAUCAACAAGGUACAGAUCGUGACGGUCGAUAGUGGGCUCAUACAGAGCGACGGAACGAUCAGCCACCACGAUAUGUUCGACUACCUGAACCUCACCAAUGUCGGCUGCAAAAAGGUGUUCGAGCCGGUGUGCGAUCUGCUACAUCAGAUUCUUACAGAAAACGAGCGGGAGCGCGACCUGACGCCCUCGGAGUAGAAACAACACGAAACGCCGUGAGCCCCGAAUGUAUUGGUUGGGAACGGAAGCGAAAAAAGUAGAGCCCACGCCUUAAAACUAACUUCCUCGAAAUGUGCGGUCCCCGAAUAUCCGGAAUGACAGGUUCGAAUCCGAGGCAGCAGCUGGAAACCCUGCAGGUUUCCUAAGCGGAACUUUACUCGUUUGCUUAAAGGAAUAAGAAUGAAGCAUCGUUUUCUUAACAGCGCAACUCAUAUCUUUCACCAUCUACAUUAUUUCCUUUUGUUUGUUGAUAUUUUGAUGCUUUCUGGCUAGAGGCGGUAGACAGAUGAUGAUUCAACAGAGAAGGAAUGUUGGCUUACCUACUUUUCCGGCGCUACAAUCGCAUUGCAUUCUUUGGAAAGUAGAAGUCAAAACGUGGUUUGAAAUGGCAAAAGCUACCAAAGUCGGGUUUCGGUUUGAUU